Diaporthe citri is the source of this 1197-nucleotide messenger RNA. RefSeq lists its product as uncharacterized. Gene Ontology annotation, molecular function: oxidoreductase activity. The transcript has a single exon. The coding region runs from base 1 to 1197 and encodes 398 amino acids. Lineage: Eukaryota; Fungi; Ascomycota; Sordariomycetes; Diaporthales; Diaporthaceae. The record is from RefSeq and is a predicted model, not a curated record.
AUGGGCGGCGGUCCGAAGGAGCUGAGGAGGGCGUACGACGACGGAGAGUCCAUGCAGCGGCCCAUGCCUCCCGUCGACGACCAGGCUGUUAAUGAGAUGAGACAGCCGUCCAAGUUCCGAGAGCGCAUGCAGAUACUGGAUGAGUACCCAAACUUCCUGGUCUUCUUCGAGAAGGAAAUCUCAGCAAAGGGACGCUGGAAGGACGUCGUCAAUGAAUACUGCUUCAGCCGGACGCCGCUCGCCGAUUUCAUGUUGGCGCAGCUGUUCGAAGGCCUGUACCACCCAAUCAUUCACUUAGGCUUUGGUAUCGAAUUUGACCUUUCUGGCCUCGUAGCCGAGGGUCUGGCCCAGGCAGCAAGCCAAGAUGGUAUGGGGAUUGACGUCUUCUUCCAACGAUCCGAGAAGCUGGCCCAGUCGCGCUCAGUCGCCCGCACGCCUCUCGCCAAGCUAUACACCCAGGUCCGGGCCAACGACACCGUCCGGACCGCCGCACGCGUAAGCGACGGACCGUGGAAGGUCCGCGACGGCGUGCUGGGGCGCGCAAUGGGGGAAAUCACCCAGCUGGCCGCGCAGUUCCAGGUCCAGCCCACGGAGGACGACAUCGAGCGCGCCACGGCCGAAAUGAUCAGCUGCGCUGCGUGGGCGUGCGCCACCGCGCACAAGCCGGGCAGGGAGCGCAAGAUCGACUUCUUCCUGAUGCACAAUGUCACCUGCUCACUGUUCCUCACUGUCCUGGGUCGGCAGUCAUGGAUCCGUGUUGAGGACAGGGCCCGCCUGGUCGAAUGGAAGGCCCGCCUCGACCUCGUGUGGUACGCGGCUUCUGCUGCGCCUGAUCUCCAGCCGGAGAACCUGCUCGAAUAUGAGCCAACGCUCAGCAGGGGCAUGGACUGGGGCCAGAUCUACCAGGACGUGAAUCAGCAUCAUGACGAUGGUCAUGUCGCAAAAUUCAUUCGUGCCCUUAAGAAUGGCGAGGAGGCGGCGUUGCCAUUUGAGCAUCAUGAAGCCAACGGCGGCACUACGGACGGCAAUUCUGUCGACUUCCUUCCUGUAAAUGGCGAAAUGUGGUUGAGGGUUGCCCAGCUGUGUUACGACACGACCAUACCUCAUGCUGAUGGCCAGAAGAAGUGGGUUUGGGGCGCCGGAUUUGAUCCGAUGUGGGACGCGAUUCCGGAACACUUGAAGGAUACAUAUAGGUAG